Messenger RNA from Danio rerio (zebrafish), 1407 nucleotides. The record is from RefSeq and is a predicted model, not a curated record. NCBI's taxonomy places the organism in Eukaryota, Metazoa, Chordata, Actinopteri, Cypriniformes, Danionidae.
UGACGUCGUUAAGGAAACAACCCAUCAUUCAGUCGUGAAAUAGGUGUCUGCUAGAGUAAAAUAUUUGAUUUCCACACAAAGAUGCUCCGAAGACCAAGAACAACAGCAAAGGUGUACACGGAGCCAACGACUGAUGAUGAGGAUGAGGAUUUUGAUGACAUGACAGCCAAUCAAAAAUAUGACAGUGAGGAAUUAGAUGAAUGGUUACCAAAAUUAAAAGAAGGCAAAGCUAAAGAAGGAAAAGUCCAAAAGGGGACAGAUGGAUCCACUGAAAAGAAAAAAGCAACCAAGAGGGUUGCCAAACCUAAAGAACCAAAACCUAAAGCAGAGAGGAAGCCGAGAGCUCCACGGGUUCCUAAAGCCAAGAAGGAGAAGCCUAAUACAGAGCAACAAAAUGAAGAUAUGGUGCUACUGAAGCCUGAGCAAGAUGUGAAAAUCAAAGAAGAGAGGUUGUCCAUGAACCUGAGCAGUAGUAAUGUCCCAGUUCCAAGAGAUAAUGAUGACGUGCCUGGCGAGGGUCCGUCAUCAAGCCAGCCUUUCUUCAAGGUGAAAAAAGAGGAGCCAAAUGACAGUUUUACCUUUGAAGAACCUGUUCAGAAGAAGCAGAAGACCUCAGACGCAGCCCAGGGAAGACCGAUAAAACUCAAAUCUACUGGUUCCGUAUUGGAAGACCUACAGAUGAACUGGGAUCCUAUUCGGGUCCUUGCUGAGAAGGCUGGUGUGGCACAGUGGGUGUGCAUGAACAUUGCACAACUCCUCGAGGAGGAGAACACCAUUCCCUUCAUGGUGCGCUAUAGAAAAGAGCUGAUCAACCAUAUGGAUGCUGAUGCUGUUCGAGACGUGCAGCAGACUCUUGAUGAAUUACGUUCCGUGGCAAAGAAGAGCAGAUCUGUUGCUCAGACACUAAAGAAGGAGGGAGUUCUUACUUCAGAGCUGGAAAUGGCUUUGAAGAACUGCACAACGGCUGAUGAAAUAGAACACGUGUAUGCCCCUUAUAAAAAAGGCAGUAAGUUGUCCAAGGCCCGGCGAGCAAAGGAGCUUGGAUUGGAACCUGUUGCGCUGGCUCUGCUUCAUUCUCCACAGACACUGAACCUGCACGCCUCCAUCCAGCCCAACACUAAGGGAUUGUCAAGCCUGGAUGAAGUGGCCACAGGUGUGCAGGAGAUCCUGGCCUAUAUGAUUGCGAAGGACAAAGAAACUCUUACCUAUGUCCAGUCACUGUGUGACAGGAGUGCUGUGACCAUUCACUCAGCAGUGUCUAAAACUGCCCUGAAAGAACAGCAGUCACAGCAGGCCGAUCAGAAGAGCAAACCAAAAGACAUCGCAAAGUUCAGCUUGUACACAGACUUCACCUGCGACGUCCAGCGCAUCCAGCACCAUCAGUGGGACAUUGCAGUUGUUAUUUAA